Notothenia coriiceps (black rockcod) is the source of this 808-nucleotide messenger RNA. RefSeq names its product activating transcription factor 6 beta (gene atf6b). Gene Ontology annotation, molecular function: DNA-binding transcription factor activity, RNA polymerase II-specific; RNA polymerase II cis-regulatory region sequence-specific DNA binding. Gene Ontology annotation, cellular component: nucleus. The coding region runs from base 279 to 806 and encodes 175 amino acids. NCBI's taxonomy places the organism in Eukaryota, Metazoa, Chordata, Actinopteri, Perciformes, Nototheniidae. Gene Ontology annotation, biological process: regulation of transcription by RNA polymerase II; endoplasmic reticulum unfolded protein response. The transcript is spliced from 4 exons. The record is from RefSeq and is a predicted model, not a curated record.
CUUUCAUGUGAACGCGCACUCAGCCGGACAGAGAAACCCUGGCUAGAGUUACCGAGUUGAUAACCAGAGUCGUAGCACCGCUUAGCAAGAUCGCGUUUGUUUUAAGGGUUAUUUUUUUUCUGUCUCCUCAAGUUCUACCGGGUCCAGCCACGUUAAAGGCCAGCUCCAUCCUGAGCACCAAACCUCCCAUCCAGCCCAGACCGGUGUGUGUUUCCAGCCUCCCCGUCACCCAGCCCCCCGCAGCCCCCAAGGCCCUCAUCCUGCAGGGCCUCCCCUCCAUGGACCAGAACAGACCUGUCGUCUUGUCUCAGUCUGUCUGCCUCGGUUCCACCCCGGCCAUCGUCAAAAUGGAGCCUGUGUCCCCCGGCAUCCAGCAGCACUGCCCAAGCCCCACAGCCCUGCCCUGCAGCAAACCCAUAGUUCCGGCAACGACAACGUUACCUGGCAACAACUGCAUGGAUAUCGAUGUGAGUUGUCUGGAUAUUUCAUUGAAUCUCAACAAGAAACCUGCCUGUAUUCAAAUGAAGGUGCUGAAGCGGCAGCAGAGGAUGAUAAAGAACCGGGAGUCUGCGUGCCAGUCGAGGAAGAAGAAGAAGGAGUACCUGCAGACCCUGGAGGCUCAACUGAGGGAGGCCCAGCAGGAGAACGAGCGUCUGCGCAGAGAGAACCAGGCGCUGAGGGAGAGGCUGGCCGGGAAGGAGGGCAGUGACUCAGCGAGCAACAAGCGAGCCGUGUGUGUGAUGGCCGUCCUGCUCUUCAUGACCUUCAGCUUCGGACCCGUCAGGUAUCCUGCAAACUUUAUCUAGCA